Messenger RNA from Neocloeon triangulifer, 1076 nucleotides. RefSeq names its product DNA-binding transcriptional regulator BolA. The coding region runs from base 70 to 471 and encodes 133 amino acids. Lineage: Eukaryota; Metazoa; Arthropoda; Insecta; Ephemeroptera; Baetidae. Gene Ontology annotation, cellular component: mitochondrion. The record is from RefSeq and is a predicted model, not a curated record. The transcript has 4 exons.
GUUUUCAAUUGAACAAGUUUUGCAAUCGGUAAUAUUUUCGGGACGUCAAUUCUGAAAUUUGAAGACUUGAUGCUUGCCUUUUGUCGAAGGAGAGCUUUUUCCCAAGUGUUCGCCCUCUCAGUCAGAGAUCUAAGCGUGCGAAUGGAGUCCACUUUAGGCCCUGUCGCUCAGAAAAUCGAGAGCAAAAUUCAAACGGGAGCUGAGCCGCACCAUUUGGAAAUCAUAAACGAGUCCUACAUGCACAAUGUUCCCAAAGGCAGCGAAACGCAUUUCAAAGUCGUGGUCGUGUCCAGCAAAUUCGAAGGAAUGCCGCUGAUUAAGAGACACAAGUUGAUUUACGGACUGUUGGAGGAGGAAAUGGCCAGCGGAGUGCAUGCUCUCGCAAUUGAGGCAAAGACUCCGAGUCAGUGGGAAAACAGCGAUCAAGUUGUGAAAUCUAGUCCGGCAUGCAGAGGAGGAUUCGGAAAGUAGGCAAGAGUCAUCUUGGCAGUUAAUAAGAUCGCCCUGGUCAAAGAACUCGUCUGCCACCAACUUGGCCAUUUUGUGCUGGAUUUCCCACGGCUUCGCUAUGGCACUCACAUCACAAGCUGUCAUCAUCAUUCCACACAGCACUGGAAUUACAAUUUUUAAUUAAAGAAAAGUAGUGAUGAUAAAAAUGCUGAAUUUAUAUCAACCUUCUUUUUUCUCCUCGCUCUGCCAAUCGAACUCUCCGUUUUCGACCAACUCCAAAAAACUGCUGCGCUUCUUGAAGUACAUGGCCAGGUCGGUGGACAGAAUGGCCGUCUCAACCACUUUCAUCACUUCUCUGUAGUCUUCGGUUGAUAGAGCCUUGAAAAAAUGUUUAAAAUUUAAUAAAAUUGUCUACAAUCAAAUUCAAAGUUAAAAAAUAUUUGAAGAAAUUAUUCUCUUUAAUUUGUGUCUUAAAAUUUAAGCGUUGAACUUUCUUCUAAAAAAGUCUUGAUGAAAAAUAUUUGUGAAAAUCAUCGUUAAUGGGAUGUAAUUGUAAAAUAACAUUGUUUAAUUUAACAUAAUUUGAAAUCCAAAAAAUAAAAAAUAAAAAUACUUCUUACGAGAAU